Molecule: messenger RNA, 2275 nt
Organism: Vollenhovia emeryi
Lineage: Eukaryota; Metazoa; Arthropoda; Insecta; Hymenoptera; Formicidae
Gene: SCCRO3
Product: DCN1-like protein 3
Exons: 4
Coding region: 445-1434 (329 amino acids)
Biological process (GO): protein neddylation; positive regulation of ubiquitin-protein transferase activity
Cellular component (GO): ubiquitin ligase complex
Molecular function (GO): ubiquitin-like protein binding; ubiquitin conjugating enzyme binding; cullin family protein binding
Source: RefSeq, a predicted model, not a curated record
GGUGGUCAACCACGCCAGUGUCCGGCCAGUGUCAGUCGGCAUCGACAUCGACCAGUCGCGUCGGCCGCGUCGGCCGCGUCGACGUCGACGUCGACCGCCGCGACCGCGGAUGAGCAUCCUGCGCUCCUCUUCGUGUUUGGCAUGAGAUCGACGACGCCCCUUGUCGCACGGCCUCGCGGGCUUGCAACAUCGCAAAUGACACGCUCCGAGGACGACUUUAGGCUUUGCUUACCUCCCGUAUCCUCCCGGUUCCUCUGAGGAUCGAUGAACGCGGGCGAGUCUCGCUCGAGAUACUUGCGUGACACUCGUCCAACGCCCGCGGGUCGACCGAGCAACCACCACAACAGAUACGUAACAAUAAGCUUUCCAUCAAGACUGCCAAUGUAAGACUGAAUUACUGAUGCGUGACAUAAUCGUCUUUGAUGUCAAGUACGGUCAGCAUCAAUGGGAAACUGCUUUUCGUGCUUCAAGGUGCCACUUCCACCAUCGACCAGCACUGAUCGAUCGAUCGUAUUGGAGCAUAAAGACGAAACGAUGGAACUCAGAGGUUUGUUCCCAAAUUCUUGCCAGCAAUCCGGUUCCUUCGUGCCUGAAACACAUGCAAACGGGAACAGAAAGUCUUCGAGUACGCUACCCACGUUUAACAACGUAGGCUCGGAUAACUGCGGAUCUGUACCUAAUGCACAAAGUAAUCGCUUGUCGCGAGGCUUCUAUGCGCGAUUACAGCCGCUAGGACGAUCCAGUACGUCGUCGGGUCUUAACCUAAGUAAUGAACCUAGGCAGCAAAAAGAACCAUCGGAGAGCAAACUGAAUGCUCUCUUCGACCAAUACAAGGAUCCUCACGAAGAUGUAAUAUUAGCUGACGGUAUAGAAAGACUCUGUGAUGAUUUACAGUUAUCGCCCGAUGAAUUUAAAGUACUUGUGCUCGCAUGGAAGUUGAAUGCGGAGCAAAUGUGCCAAUUCACGCGCCAGGAAUUUGUCACGGGAUUAAAAGCGAUCAAGGUCGACAGUAUACGUGGUAUACAGGCGCGGUUGCCUGAGAUCGUUCAAGAAUUGACGAUCAAUAGUGAUUUGUUCAAGGAUCUCUAUCGAUUCACAUUCCGUUUUGGCCUCGACGUGACGUCCGGCCAGAGAAUCUUACCAGCUGAUAUGGCAAUCGAUCUUUGGAGACUCGUCUUCACGAUACGCGAACCUCCGCUCCUAACGAGGUGGCUAAACUUUCUUGAAUGUCAUCACAUCCGGGGGAUACCUAGGGACACUUGGAACAUGUUUCUAAACUUUGCCGAGAGCAUCGGAGACGAUCUUGGUGCUUACGAUGACGCGGAGGCGUGGCCAAGCUUAUUCGAUGACUUUGUAGAGUACGAAAACGACCAAAUGAACCAGAAUAUCACCAAGGAUGACAUUAUGAAAGAUACUUCUAUCGACAAAGCUUAAUAGCGAAAGAGUAUUGAUACUCGCACUAGGAAAAAUGAGAGGCGGAAGGAUUCGUCUGUUAUCUUACAAUUCAAUCUGACCUUUGAACAGGAUCAUCUGGCAUUAUCCUGCGAUCGAUGCAAUUUUAUUCUUAUCAGUCUGAUCAAGGAAGCGAUACUCCUGGUUAUUAUUAUUAUUAUUAUUAUACAUAUAACAUUAUUCUUUUUUAACAUCUCAUUUGUUAUAGCCUUUUGUCAUUUUGUUUGUAUUCGGUAAUCUAUUUCCUAAUGUAAAUACAGCCUAUUUCGUCUAAUAUUUAAUUAAUUGCGUGUACGUUUUGCGUACGUAUGUAAGUGCGAGUAUGUGCGCGCGGGCGUGUAAAAAAUACACAUAGAGAAAUCUCCAUAUUGCAGAUUUUAUUGUGCUAGCAGCAUAUUACAUGUUAUGUAUUUGUUUUAUAUCAACAAAGCACAUUUAUUAUCAAAGUUGUAUUUUUACACUUUGAUCAUAACGAUAUAUAUGUAUAACAAUAUAUCUAACAUGUCAUGUUCUAUGCAAUUGCUUAUAAUGAGCAUGACGAAUAAUCGUGUCGAGAGAUAUAAUUGUGCUUAUUUAUUGCGGUCAGCUAUGUGAAUGCGAGAUAGAUCCAUCUUACGAAAUUUUACGUUAUUUUACGGAAAAAUAACACGGACCUUAGAAUGCAUACAAAUAAUUGCAUAAGACGCUUUUUUCAUUACGUUGUGAUAUAUAAAUAUACAUAAACAGUGUAUUUUUAAAUUACAUGUGAGUAUACGGUGGAAAGAGAUACAAGAUUAUAAAAUUUUGAUACAGCAAUAAAUAAAUUGCAGCUUUAAAAAACAAA